UUGACACAGUUUGUCGCUAACGUUUAACGUGGAUGCGCGAUAUCAAGUGAAGAAGCGUUUCCAUUAUUUUUUUUGCGGUUCCUGAAGAAUCGUUUGGAGGUUUUCAUAUUUAUGGAAUCUAUUUUUGAUUAAAAUUAAGAUUAAUGUAGGAAAAAUUAAUUUUUUAGUAUCCAUAAACAAUAUAAAUAUAUAAUUUCAAAAUGUCUGAAAAUGGAAUGCAGAUGACCGAGGUGAAUAUAGAAAAUUCAACAUUAACACCACCAAAUAAAACUAACAGAAAUACGAAUCUCACCUAUGGCAUUGAUGAUGUCCCACCCUGGUACCUUUGCUUAUUUAUGGCUUUACAGCAUUAUUUAACUAUGAUAGGUGCAAUAGUCUCGAUUCCUUUCAUUUUGACACCAGCUCUAUGUAUGGCAGAGGAUGACCCAGCGAGAAGUUACAUCAUCUCCACUAUGAUCUUCGUUACAGGACUUGUCACUUUUUUCCAAACCACUAUAGGAUGCAGAUUACCUCUUGUUCAAGGAGGAACCAUUUCCUUUUUAGUCCCAACUCUUGCAAUCUUAAGUUUACCACAAUGGAAGUGUCCGCCACCAGAGAUUUUGAAUGAAUUGUCCUCUGCUAAUCGCACAGAAAUAUGGCAAAUUAGAAUGAGGGAACUUUCAGGAGCCAUUGCUGUAUCCUCUUUGUUUCAAGUAAUAGUUGGAUUUGGAGGUAUCAUUGGAUAUUUAUUGAAAUUCAUUACACCAUUGACUAUUGUGCCAACUGUUUCUCUAGUUGGAAUAUCCCUUUUUGAGAAUGCAGCUGAUGCUGCAUCUAAACAUUGGGGUAUCGCAGCUGGAACAAUACUGAUGUUAACAUUGUAUUCUCAAAUACUUGUUAAUGUGCCGUUCCCGAUAUUAAUGUAUCGUAAGGGUCAAGGAAUUAGAAUCGUGUGGUUUGAAUUAUUUAAACUAUUCCCGGUACUGUUAACUAUAAUAGUCAUGUGGAUAAUUUGCACGAUUUUAACUGUAACGGAUAUUUUACCAGUUGGUCAUCCAGCCAGAGCGGACAGUAAAUUAAAGAUUAUUAAUGAUUCUCCAUGGUUCCGAUUUCCUUAUCCUGGUCAAUGGGGUACACCUACUGUAUCCUUAUCUGGUGUACUCGGCAUGUUAGCUGGUGUAUUGGCAUGUACAGUGGAAUCUAUCAGUUACUAUCCAACAACAUCUAGAAUGUGUGGAGCUCCUCCUCCUCCAGUUCACGCUAUUAAUCGAGGUAUUGGUAUGGAAGGCCUUGGAACAAUGUUAGCUGGUCUUUGGGGAAGCGGAAACGGUACAAAUACGUUUGGAGAAAAUGUAGGAACUAUUGGUGUUACGAAAGUUGGCAGUCGCAGAGUUAUUCAAUGGGCAUGCGGAUUAAUGAUCCUCCAAGGAUUGAUUAGUAAAUUUGGCGCUGUUUUUAUCAUCAUUCCUGAGCCCAUAGUCGGCGGAAUAUUUUGUAUAAUGUUUGGAAUGAUCUGUGCCUUCGGUCUUUCUGCAUUACAAUAUGUAAAUUUAAAUUCUGCAAGGAAUUUAUACAUUCUUGGAUUUUCCAUUUUUUUCCCACUGGUUUUAUCAAAAUGGAUGAUUAAUCAUCCAGGAGUAAUACAAACCAAAAAUGAAAUAUUCGAUAGUGUAGUUACAGUAUUACUUAGCACAACUAUCUUAGUUGGAGGUAUUGUGGGAUGUUUAUUAGAUAAUAUUAUACCAGGUACACCUGAGGAACGUGGACUUAUUGCUUGGUCAAAUGAAAUGGAAUUAAAUACAGCAAAAGAGGAAAAAGAGGAUCAAGAGCACAUAUUUAAUACAUUUGAUUUUCCAUUUGGAAUGGAUAUUUUACGAAGAUGGAAAUGGACACAUUACAUGCCAUUUUUACCGACUUACAAACCUGGAAUUUAUUCAUGUGGUCAAAAAAACAAUAAAUAAUUUAAUUUUAUUUGAUAAUGAAUUGUUAAUUAUUGUGUGAAUUUUACAAAACGAUAACGCGAAUAUUGAAUGAAUCACUUUAUAAAUGAUGAAUUGUUAAUAGAAUGUAAAAAAAAAUGAUUGAAAUACAAAUUAAAAAAUUUUUAUAAAAAAAA
This is a messenger RNA of Apis laboriosa (Himalayan honeybee), 2095 nucleotides long. Its product is annotated as solute carrier family 23 member 1. Gene Ontology annotation, biological process: transmembrane transport. Gene Ontology annotation, cellular component: membrane. Gene Ontology annotation, molecular function: transmembrane transporter activity. The transcript has 13 exons. NCBI's taxonomy places the organism in Eukaryota, Metazoa, Arthropoda, Insecta, Hymenoptera, Apidae. The record is from RefSeq and is a predicted model, not a curated record. Bases 201 to 1940 code for a protein of 579 amino acids.